Molecule: messenger RNA, 744 nt
Organism: Guillardia theta CCMP2712
Lineage: Eukaryota; Cryptophyceae; Pyrenomonadales; Geminigeraceae
Exons: 7
Coding region: 1-744 (247 amino acids)
Source: RefSeq, a predicted model, not a curated record
AUGGCGGUGGCGGCGAGACGGUUGACAUUGCGAGGAGGAGGUCUUGCAGUCCUCCUCGUCUUGAUUGGCAUGGCUGAGUCGUACAUGACAAAUUAUGUCUGCAACACUUCAUAUGAGCUGGUCGAGAAGCAAAAUCUGUCACGAACAGCGGAACCUGGCAAGGUUGAAUUUUUCUGCAAAGACUAUGUGAAUUAUACUGCGGUCUGUGAUACGGGGAUCGAUCCAAAUCUCGGUUUCAAUCCCAGUUGCAACAACACCUUUGCCAUACAGGUGUUUGCAAACCUUCAGCGAGCCCUCAGCGUCUACAGCUGCAGGGAGUAUAGUCGUAUCUGGACAUGCGACAAUUGUCGAUCAAUUGAAACAAUCAAUGUCAAGCACGUUGACACUUCUGCAGGUUCUGCUGCAUACAAGCGAUGGCUCUGUGCCUCAAUUUAUCGCAAAUGUGCUUGGGAGGAUCCCUCCCUUCCCGGCCACCAGUGUCCUACCAACUUCACCAGGACUAACUAUCAAGCAAUUCCGGACUGUGUUGUUAAAACAUGCCAAGAUGUCUGCUACGAUGUUGUGAGAAAAUGCCCUGUAAACCUGGGCUUUCAAUGUCCUCCCGUCAACGACAUUCGAGAAUACGAUGUUUCUAAUUGUGAGAUUGUCAUUCAGUUUAACCAGAAGCAGUUUGAUAGCGCUGCAGAAAAAAACGCGGCUCGAUAUGGGUAUCAUAAAUUUUGCCCACUUUCAAUGUCGAACUGA